GGGCUUAUGAAUAUUGUAAUCGAGCCGAGGAGUCGCCUCAGCCUCACAGUCGCCUGGGCGUGUCGGAAUGGCCGAGACCUCGGAGCCUGGCGGGGCUCGAGCCCCUCCGGUCGCCGCCGCCGCCCCCGGCCGGCCCAAAUUGACCCACCCAGGCAAGGCGAUCCUGGCAGGCGGCAUUGCGGGGGGCAUCGAGAUCUGCAUCACCUUCCCCACCGAGUAUGUCAAGACGCAGCUGCAGCUGGAUGAGAGGGCCAACCCACCGCGCUACAGGAGCAUUGGGCACUGUGUGAGACUGACUGUCCAGGACCAUGGCUUCCGGGGGCUGUAUAGGGGCCUCAGCUCCCUGCUGUACGGCUCCAUCCCGAAAUCUGCUGUCAGGUUUGGGGUCUUUGAGGUCCUCAGCAAUUCUGCCAAGGACCCUCAAGGGAAGCUGGACAGCAAGAAGAGUUUGCUGUGUGGCCUUGGGGCUGGCGUGGCGGAGGCCGUGGUGGUCGUCUGUCCCAUGGAGACCAUCAAGGUGAAGUUCAUUCACGAUCAAGGGUCCCUGACACCCAGGUACAGAGGCUUUUUCCACGGAGUUCGGGAAAUUGUACGGGAACAAGGCCUGCGUGGGACCUACCAGGGCCUCACAGCCACCAUCCUCAAGCAAGGCUCCAACCAGGCCAUCCGCUUCUUCGUCAUGACCUCCUUCCGCAACUGGUAUCUAGGGGACGACCCCCACAGGGAGAUGAACCCGUUUGUCACGGCUGCGUUUGGGGCCACUGCGGGAGCAGCCAGCGUCUUUGGCAACACCCCCCUGGAUGUCAUCAAGACCAGGAUGCAGGGACUGGAAGCAUACAAGUACCGAAACACCCUGGAUUGUGCCUACCAGAUCCUGAAAAACGAGGGCCCUUUGGCGUUCUACAAAGGGACGGUCCCCCGCCUCGGCCGGGUCUGUCUGGAUGUGGCCAUCGUUUUUGUCAUUUACGAGGAGGUGGUGAAACUUCUCAACAAGGUCUGGAAAACCAUGUGAGGCUCUUCUGGUGCAGGAGGGGCUGGCGGACGAAUCCCCGUCCCACCCACAGCUCCAGUUUCUCUCCCUUCCCUCCCAACCCAGGAGGGGGGAGCCUUGUAAGGUCAGAGGUUCCCCUCUUCCAGGCUAGCCCCCCAGCAAAAGGGUCACCUUGCUCUUAUUAACCUUGCCCACCCCCUCAUUCUCUGGGAACACUGAGCGGUACUCCAAAAUGCUUCCAGCUCAAGCGCCACAUGGCUUUCGUAUACCUAUAUAUGGUCAGGAGCGCAUACUCUUCCUGCUACCAAUUCCAGGGGUGGGGAGAGGUGCUGUCCCCUCCAAGUCAGCUGUUGUCAGUGUGUUUCGGGAGCAGAUGCAUUACAGGAGAGAGGCUUUGCAUUCCAAGCUCAAGCCAGGCACAGCAGCCCCCUCCCCUCCUUUAGAGAAGACAGAGUCCGC
This is a messenger RNA of Lacerta agilis (Sand lizard), 1450 nucleotides long. Its product is annotated as tricarboxylate transport protein, mitochondrial-like. Bases 68 to 1012 code for a protein of 314 amino acids. Gene Ontology annotation, biological process: mitochondrial citrate transmembrane transport. The transcript is spliced from 9 exons. Lineage: Eukaryota; Metazoa; Chordata; Lepidosauria; Squamata; Lacertidae. The record is from RefSeq and is a predicted model, not a curated record.